Messenger RNA from Amphibalanus amphitrite, 1389 nucleotides. RefSeq names its product transcriptional regulatory protein AlgP-like. NCBI's taxonomy places the organism in Eukaryota, Metazoa, Arthropoda, Thecostraca, Balanomorpha, Balanidae. The coding region runs from base 79 to 1389 and encodes 436 amino acids. The record is from RefSeq and is a predicted model, not a curated record. The transcript has 5 exons.
UAUAGGGCCGACAAGUUAGAGCUGUCAUGCAGCUUUCUAAUCACAGUCCCCAACCCUGUUGUGGGUCUUCAGUGAACCAUGGACGACCUCGACUGGGCGGCCAUCACUGGCGAGCCGAGCGAGCCGCUGCUGCGCGGCUCACUCCUGGAUGACUCGCUCCAGCUGCCGCCAGUUAAACCAAAGUACUGGUGGCAGGCCGGCUAUGUCAGCGACAAUGACGUCGUGAUCCAUUCCGACACGGAUGGAUCGUUCAUGGGACACGCCGCCAAGCCGGCCGCCAAGAGCCAAGUGGACAGCCUGCUCAAUGACGUGCUACCUGUAAAAUCGGGUAAAAAGGCCGGUAGACCAAAGAAAGCUCCGGUCGAAAAAGCCAACACGACAUCAGGAAAGUCAAAAUCUGCUCCGAAGGCGGCUACGGCUGCAGCAUCUGGAGUUCUUGGUCUGUUGGAGGCCGAGUUUCCACGCCCUGGCGCGUCCACUGCCAAUGCUACGGCCGGCAAGAAACCGGCGUCCAAGUCGGUACCGGUCGCCGGCCGGCAGGGGUUUUUCGACAGCGCCGCCCUGGACCGCGACUCGAGCGGCGCCUCGGAGGUGUUUGUCGUGCCUCUGCCUCCCAAGGCGGCCAAGAGGACCAAGAAGCCGGCUGCGGUCGCGCGGUCGCCGUCGCCGCCGCCGCCGCCGCCGCCGCCGCCGCAGCCGGACCUUUUAUCCAACUGCAGGCCGGUGUCGGUAGACCGUAUGUCGGUGGAUAGCAUGGCGUCAGAGGCCAUCGUGAGGCCGACGGUGUUCCCAGUGCCCAGAGCGGCGCCGGCGCCGAGCCGCGUCGUGCCGCCCGCCGCCGGCCUGUCGCGGAUCAUUGACGACGCUGUCCCGCCUAGCAAGCCGCCGGCCGCCGCCAAGCGGGGUAAAAAGCCGGCAGCGGCGCCAGCCGCCGGGCGGGCGAGGAAACGAGCGCCGGUCGUGGCCGAUACGUCCGGGGAGGAGCCGACGCCGCGCCCGGCCGCCGCGCGGGGCAAGAAGGCGGCUCGCGGUGGUGCCCGGUCGGCGCUGAGGCUGGAGACCUCACCGGAUACGACGGGGGAGGACUGGGAGCCGGCGGCGGCGCGUCGGCCGGCCGCCGGCCGCCGGCGCAGGGCGGCCAUACACUCCGAGUCGGAGGACGAGGGCGACGUACUCGACCUAGGGUCGGCGCCGGCGCCCCCGCCCGGUCGGACCAGGCCGCAUGGGGCUGCCCGGCUGAUGUACAGGGAAGAGUCGUCUCUGGACCUGAGCAGCAGCCGGGACACGUCGACCCCGGGCGACCUGACCUCGGACGGCGCCGACUCGGAGUACGUGCCCACCCCGGCCGCCGGCCGCCGGCCCGCUGCCACCGAGCAGCCAGAUAACUAA